Pantherophis guttatus is the source of this 3145-nucleotide messenger RNA. It is a transcript of the gene ERMAP, whose product is annotated as erythroblast membrane associated protein (Scianna blood group). The record is from RefSeq and is a predicted model, not a curated record. Gene Ontology annotation, molecular function: protein binding. Lineage: Eukaryota; Metazoa; Chordata; Lepidosauria; Squamata; Colubridae.
GAGCGCCUCCCGCCGCGCCAAAGGCCAACUGUGGCUUUAGGCAUGCGCGCGCGGGCCAUUAUCUCUCUCUCUCUCUCUCUCUCUCUCUCUCUCUCUCUCUGUGACGUCACGAACCCACCAUCGAGGACGGCGCGCGGCUUAGACUAGAGCGCCCUCCCCCCGCAACUACAGCAAAAUCCGACGAGCGCCUCUCUCGCCGCGCCAAAGGCCAAAUGGGGCUUGGGCAUGCGCGCGCGCGGCCCAUUCGCUCUCUCUCUCUCUCUUUCUCUCUCUCUGUGACGUCACGAACCCACCAUCGAGGACGCGGGCGGCCUAGAGCGGCCUCUCCCCACAGAAAGAGAGAGAGAGAGGAGAGACCGGAAAGCCAGGCGCGCCGCUUCCGGAAAGGAGCGGAAGCCUUUUCAUUCUGACAGAGAAGCUCCCCUCAGAACGGUCCGUUUUUAUUUUCCUGGCCUAAUUUCCCUCAGGCGCCGAAGGAGCGCCGGGGCCUUCAAAGCAGGCGAGGGAAAACGGCCGCCGCCGCCGCCAUGGCGGUCCCUGCUCCGGGCUGCAGCCUGAAAGACGAGCUGCUGUGCCCGAUCUGCCUGGGCCUCUACCAGGAGCCCGUCAGCUUCGGCUGCGAGCACUACUUCUGCCGCCGCUGCAUCUCCGAGCACUGGAGCCGGCAGGAAGCUCAGGCCGCCCCGGCUAGGGAUUGCCCCGAGUGCCGCCGGGCUUUCUCCGCUCCCGCUUUGGCCCCCAGCCUCAAACUGGCCAACAUCGUCGAGCGCUUCGCCGCUUUCCCGCCCGAGGCCUCCAUGGGCGCCGGGCGGGGAGGCCGAGGAGGGGCCGCGCCCUGCGGGAAAGCCCACGCCAAAGUCAGGCUCUUCUGCCUGACCGACCGCGCCGUCGUCUGCUUCUUCUGCGACCGGCCAGCCCUCCACGAGCAGCACCAGGUCACCGGCCUGGACGAGGCCUUCGAGGAGAUGCAGAGAGAGCUGAAGGAGCAGCUGCAGACCCUCCAGGACAGCGAGCGUGGGCACACGGAGGCCCUGGCUCUGCUGAAGCACCAGCUGGCCGAGACCAAGUCCUCGGCCAAGAGUUUGAGGGCCACCAUCGGCGAGGCCUUUGAGCGGCUGCACCGGCUGCUCCGUGAGCGCCAGAAGGCCAUGCUGGAGGAGCUGGAGGCCGACACGGCCCGGACUCUGACUGACAUCGAGCAGAAGAUCCAGCGCUACAGCCAGCAGUUGCGCAAGGUGCAGGAAGGUAGCCAGAUCCUGCAGGAAAGGCUGGCAGAAACCGACAAGCACAACUUUCUGGCGGGCAUCGCCUCUCUCUCGGAGAGGCUGAAGGGGAAGAUCCACGAAACUAGUCUCACCUACGAGGACUUUCCCACAUCGAAGUACAUGGGGCCUCUGCAGUACACUAUCUGGAAAUCCCUCUUCCAGGACAUCCAGCCAGUGCCUGCCAUGCUGACCCUGGACCCGGCCACCGCUCACCAGCGCCUGAUCCUCUCCGACGACUGCACCCUCGUCUCCUACGGCAACUUGCACCCGCAGCCGCUGCAGGACUCGCCCAAGCGCUUCGACGUGGAGGUGUCGGUGCUGGGCUCGGAGGCCUUCAACAGCGGCAUCCACUACUGGGAGGUGGUGGUCUCGGAGAAGACCCAGUGGAUGAUCGGGCUGGCCCACGAGGCCGUCACCCGCAAGGGCAACAUCCAGAUCCAGCCCAGCCGCGGCUUCUACUGCAUCGUCAUGCACGAUGGCAACCAGUAUAGCGCCUGCACCGAGCCCUGGACGCGGCUGAACGUCAAGAGCAAGUUGGAGAAGGUCGGGGUCUUCCUGGAUUACGCGAAGGGGCUGCUCAUUUUCUACAACGCCGACGACAUGUCCUGGCUUUACACCUUCCGGGAGAAGUUCCCGGGGAAACUCUGCUCCUACUUCAGCCCGGGACAGAGCCACGCCAACGGGAAAAACGUGCAGCCGCUCCGGAUUAACACUAUCCGCAUCUGAGGACUCUCCGGAUCUCCUAUCUUCCCCCGGUGCAGAACAGCGAAAUGAGUCCCGAUGCGGGCAAAAUUGUGAGCUUCUCUGGGUAGCGUUCUGAGCUGCCAGGACUGAACAAAGCAGGGGGGGGGAACCAGGUUGGCUUUGAGGGUUCCCCUAGGGCAGCGGCUCUGUGGACCGAUGGCCCUUGGGACUCCCUCCUCGGGAUCUACGACGUUCGCCGCUUUCAGACGCAGUGAGGAAGGAUAUAACGGGGGAGGGUCUUUUAAGAUGCAGGGAUGUCUGGUCGUCUUCUCGUCAGCCUUGUUCAGGCGACUUUUUUUUUAUUUUUUUGCAUGCUUUCCCCCCAAAGUUCCCCAUCCUAUCAUUUUUGCAAAACUGGGGAAAGGGAGGGUCUACACUAUGGAUCUUAGCGGGUUUUAAUUCCUGCUUUUAAGGUGGGCAAGGAAGCAAGAGGGAACAAGAGGACCAAUCGGAAAAUAAAACGGGGCUAACGGGUCUUAAUUCUCGACGGGAGGUUUGUGUCGUGACUUGCGGAUGUGUUUGUUAAUUUAUAAAAGGGGGGGGGGGAUAAAUAGAAUUAUUGGCUGCUUGUAAUGCUAAGCGGGAGGCCUGGUUCCAUACUUGCCAGCCUCCGCGUACAAAGACUUGAGGGCCGAGGUUGCAUUAAAUGCAACCUAUUGCACUUGACUGCGGAAUGAAUUAAUUGCCAUUCUGCGAAUCCUCCACAUGGGAAGCCUGCAGGAGGCGCGCUGACCAGUCGAAAGUCCACUGGGUGGGUUAAGCAAAGCUGACCCCCGUUUCAGAAUACAGGAGUCAGGAAGGAACCCCCCCCCCCCACCUCAAAAGGACAGACUUGGUGCUUCAACAGCAAUCCUGUCAAUCCAAACUCUUUCAUGUGACACUCCAAGCAGGCCACAAGAGGGCAGUGUUGGCUUAAUUCAUGCCGUGGGAUGUGGGGGGGUAGGGGGGGAGCUGUGGUGGUGGUGAUGUGGUGGUGUCUGGGGAGGAAAAUGCUCUUUUAUGGGUUUGGGCAAGGAGGAUGGCGAGAGAGUUCAGCGGGGAGAUCCCUUGCCAGAGGUGACCGUUUUAUGUAAAUCUUUACGGUGGAAGUUCCGUUAAGUCUGUAAUUAAAAGUUUGGCCAGUUGGACGGAGCUUU